AUGACUAGCGUCAGCUGGUCACCAGAUGGAAGACGCCUUGCAGUUGCCUUGAAUAAUUCACACGUUCAGCUGUGGGACACCUUGCAGGGGUCUAGCCGAUUGGUAAGUGGUUUCUUUCGCGUCUUCUUUCUACAGAAGUCAACUGCAAGGGUUACGAGGUCUAACAUCUUUCCAUCUACACAGCUGAGGACGUUACGAGGACACAAAUUAAGGGUUGGCUCACUUGAUUGGAAUGACAACAUACUGACAAUUGGAGGCAUGGAUGGUAUGAUCAUCAACAAAGACGUGCAUGUAAGAUCCCACGUAGUUGGAACAUACAGGGACACACUCAGGAGACACGAGCGCGAGCUUUUGAGUUCUCACGGCUUUACCGACAACCAGGUCACUGUUUGGAAGUAUCCUUCUAUGACGAAAAUUUCAGAACUUUUCGGUCACACAUUACGAGUUCUUCAUAUGGCUCAGAGCCCGGAUGGCUAUAUUGUAGCGACUGCAGCAGCGGAUGAGACACUAACAUUAUGGAAUGUUUUUGGGAAUCCUGAAGAGAAUAAGCCUGUGCUAAAGAGAAAGCUAGAGCCAUUUUUUAACUUGGCACAGAUUAGAUAA
Capsicum annuum is the source of this 603-nucleotide messenger RNA. Its product is annotated as cell division cycle 20.2, cofactor of APC complex-like. The coding region runs from base 1 to 603 and encodes 200 amino acids. Gene Ontology annotation, biological process: positive regulation of ubiquitin protein ligase activity; positive regulation of anaphase-promoting complex-dependent catabolic process; anaphase-promoting complex-dependent catabolic process. The record is from RefSeq and is a predicted model, not a curated record. NCBI's taxonomy places the organism in Eukaryota, Viridiplantae, Streptophyta, Magnoliopsida, Solanales, Solanaceae. Gene Ontology annotation, molecular function: anaphase-promoting complex binding; ubiquitin ligase activator activity; protein binding. Gene Ontology annotation, cellular component: anaphase-promoting complex. The transcript has 3 exons.